GACGGCCCGGGACGCCUGCGUGCAACGAGCGGGCGUGGCGUCCGGGGCGCGGGGCGGCCUCUCUUCUCCCGCGGCCGGCGCCGGGGCUUCUCGUGCCUGGGGAGCCGCGGCUCAGCGGCUGCCGAGCGCCGGGCGGCCUAGCCGGGCGUCGCCUCCGAGCGAGCCUGCGGGGAAGGCGGAAAGGCGGCGGCAGCAUGAGUCAGCAGCGGCCGGUCCGGAAGCUGCCCAGCCUGCUCGUGGACCCGGCGGAGGAGCCGGUGCGCCGCCGCUGCCGGGACCCCAUCAACGUGGACAGCCUGCUGCCAUCACAAAUAAGGAUUAACUUAGAAGAUAACGUACAAUAUGUGUCCAUGAGAAAAGCUCUAAAAGUGAAGAGACCUCGUUUUGAUGUGUCACUGGUUUAUUUAACUAGAAAAUUUAUGGAUCUUGUCAGAUCUGCUCCCGGGGGUAUUCUUGACUUAAACAAGGUUGCCACCAAACUGGGGGUACGGAAGCGAAGAGUAUAUGACAUCACCAACGUCUUGGAUGGAAUCGACCUGGUGGAGAAAAAAUCCAAGAACCACAUUCGCUGGAUAGGCUCUGACCUUAACCAUUUUGGAGCACUGCCCCAGCAGAAGAAGCUGCAGGAGGAGCUGUCAGACCUGUCGGCCAUGGAGGAGGCUCUGGACGAGCUGAUCAAGGACUGUGCCCAGCAGCUGUUUGAGCUAACAGACGACAAAGAGAAUGAAAGACUAGCAUACGUCACCUAUCAGGACAUCCGCAGCAUCCAGGCUUUCCACGAGCAGAUUGUGAUCGCUGUGAAGGCUCCGGCUGAAACCAGGCUGGAUGUGCCCGCACCCAGAGAGGACUCCGUCACCGUGCACAUCAGGAGCACCAAGGGGCCCAUCGACGUGUACCUGUGUGAGGUGCAGCAGGACCCCCCGAGCAGCAAGACCUCUGGCUGUGGUGGGGCCGUUACUUCCAGAAGCAAAUGUGCAGAGCCCCCUGAGGAAGAACAGAAGCUUCCUCAGCAAGGGGAAGAACUUGAAGUGAGCAACUGAGGGUCGUGAAUGCCCUGACGUCCUAGCGGGGCAACGACGCGUCAGCUCGGACGUUGAGCAGCAACUCGCCCACGAGCCUUGGUCAUCCACGGU
Ochotona princeps (American pika) is the source of this 1133-nucleotide messenger RNA. RefSeq names its product E2F transcription factor 6 (gene E2F6). The coding region runs from base 195 to 1040 and encodes 281 amino acids. Gene Ontology annotation, molecular function: DNA-binding transcription factor activity, RNA polymerase II-specific; RNA polymerase II cis-regulatory region sequence-specific DNA binding; protein dimerization activity. The transcript has 7 exons. Gene Ontology annotation, cellular component: RNA polymerase II transcription regulator complex. Gene Ontology annotation, biological process: regulation of transcription by RNA polymerase II. NCBI's taxonomy places the organism in Eukaryota, Metazoa, Chordata, Mammalia, Lagomorpha, Ochotonidae. The record is from RefSeq and is a predicted model, not a curated record.